Molecule: messenger RNA, 2535 nt
Organism: Schistosoma mattheei
Lineage: Eukaryota; Metazoa; Platyhelminthes; Trematoda; Strigeidida; Schistosomatidae
Source: the annotation of a GenBank genome assembly
AUGACAUUAGCAUCUAGUUGUUUAUCUGCACUACCAGGGUCCAUCUUGGUCGGUUUCGGGACAUACAUAUUGCUUCGUAACAAAGAAUGUCUGUCAUCAUUCGACUCCAAAACCUACCAAUUUCAGCAAACGCCUCAAAUAUUCGACGCUUUUUCAGCGGAAGGUGACGCAUUUAUUGCCUUUGCUACAGAUGAAGAUGCAAGAAAAGCUAUGCUGCUUGAUCGACAAACGAUCAACGGGGCAUCUGUUCGCCUGUUUCUGAGCAGUAAAGCCGAAAUGCAGUCAAUAAUCGAAUCUGCAAAAACUUCAGCCUUAUUUUCUAGUGGAGGAAAUCCGGUUUUAUCUCAAUCUAUCUCUCAAAAGACUGAAACUAUGCAUGCACUAGAUGUGACAGCUCCUACACUGCCCAGUUCCUUCCCAUCGUACCGUAAUGGAGCCGCUCGUGAAUCAUUUGACGAUUCCUCCAAGCAGUAUCCUUACACCUAUAGCAAAAGUGUAACCCUGGAUCCCCCUCGUGGACAAAUUGAAUCAGCUGAACGUAACAACCCGGACAAAUAUCCCGAAAAUUUACCUCCAGAUAGACCUCAUUUUAGUCAGGAUCGAGAUUAUAGUUACAAUAACCAACCUAACAUGCAUUCAAGGUAUGAUGCAAUACGAGACUUCCCACCAACUAACGACUAUGGUCCAAGAGAUACAUACUUGAAUAACCGAGGUGACUUGGGACAUAGAUCUUAUCGCGAUGAUUACGAUUAUAGUAGGCACCCGCCAUCAGUUACUUCUGAAGACAACUUCGUCCCGAGAGGCAAAGACAAUGAAGGCAAAAGUAGUCCAAGGGACUCUUAUGCUGAUCCUUAUUCUGCGCUACACGUUUCGGAUGGUAUGACGACAGAUUAUGAUAAGUACCGUGCACAAUCUCCUAGAGUAUUCAAUGAUCGGUUCCUUCCACAUGAUAUUCAAUCACGUGAAUUUGGUCAUGGAAAUACCCACCCGUUUCCAUCAGAAUUUAGAAGUGGACCGGGUCAUCCGCUUGAUCUUGUUCCAAAAUGGGGUAUCCGGGUUGAAGAAGAUUUGCUACAACGUCCCACUGGGUAUGUGUUUAUAAUGAUGACAACUCGUGAUUCGUAUGAGCGAGCACUCAGUUUUAAUAAUCGUCCUCACAAAGGUGACGUAAUAAAAGUAGUCAAAUGUACUCUAAGUGAAUUUUACAGUGUUAGUGAUACAAACUUUACUUCAAAAUGCCCUCCAGAGGUUGCCAAAAAACUUCCACCACCUGAUCAGUGCUACCCUCCUCAUUACAACGAUGGUUGUCUUGAGCUAGCUGAACUCCCAUCUGAUACCACCAAGACAGAGGUAGUUCGGUUUUUGGGUGCUCCUGGUCUAACUUGUGAAAAUGUUGUACUGGCUCGUUUCCCUCCAAAUGAUAAGUCUGCACCACGCAGUACCAACUUAACUAGGGCACUAGUUACGCUUCCUUCUGCAGAGGAUAUCAAAAUCCUUCUUUCUGCCAAACCACGGCCAUUUCGACCAGAUGUGGGACUUCCACCAGUGCGCCUAACACCAAUAUCGAAGUUGCAAGUCACUGCUUAUUCAGCCUUAGCGAUCGGUAAUAAAUCUGAAAGUACUAAAGAGUCUGUCAAACCACCUGUUCCUCGUGAUGUCGAUUCGGAGCCUACUAAACCACCUGGUGGCUUUUUGACAUGUGCUUGUGUCAGUGGGUUUUCUCGCACAGUAAAAGAUUCUGAAGUUCUGAAUCUGUUUCCGUCCAUCCUAAUUCCUGGAGAUGCGGUACGACUGGCUCCUGAUGCUAAUAUUGCUUUUAUUGAUUUCAUUAGUGAAAACAACUGUCGUCGUGCUGUAAAUGAAGCAUCGACUGAAGGUUCUAAGGCAAAACAGUCACAUCCAUCUCUUCAUAUAGAAGCCAUUUCUCGAGAGGAAAUGCUGAACCGUUUGGGUGCCGAUCCAAAAGAUGAACAACUCAACUUUGACAGACCUGGAAGAUCUCGUGACAGAGAUCCUCGGGAAUCCCGCAUCCAUUGGGAUCAACGCCAGCGUCCGUCACCUUCGAAUCCAUUUGAGAGCCGUCCCCAAGUGUUCCGCCCGCCUGUGGAUAAUUUACAUUCUAUCCCACCACACCAAUCAGAUAUUUCAUCUGUUCCGAGACAACCUGUUCCUCUUCCACAUCGUCGCCCAGUUCCUGACUUUGUUACAGUUUUUGUCGGAAAUCUUCCACCCGCAUGUACAGUUGAUCAACUAGCUGGAAUAAUGCGGGAUUAUUACUUCGUUCCGGGUUCGAUAAGACUACGCCGUGAUCCUCAAGGGCAGUUUGUUGGUGAAGCGUUAGUUGAUUUCAAAACAAGUUACGAAGCUGAUAGGGCGCUCAGAGGACUAAAUGGAUAUCGAGUAGCCGGUCGACCUUGGUAUUGCAUUUUGAUCACCGGAAGUAACAGUUUCGUGGACAUCGACCGAGGGACCUUAUGGCUUGUGGUGUUCUUUCAGCAUGGAUUCCUCACUAUAUUUCGUUUCAAUUGGAACUGA